This is a messenger RNA of Peromyscus maniculatus bairdii (prairie deer mouse), 1406 nucleotides long. It is a transcript of the gene Nr1i3, whose product is annotated as nuclear receptor subfamily 1 group I member 3. NCBI's taxonomy places the organism in Eukaryota, Metazoa, Chordata, Mammalia, Rodentia, Cricetidae. The record is from RefSeq and is a predicted model, not a curated record. Gene Ontology annotation, biological process: positive regulation of transcription by RNA polymerase II; negative regulation of transcription by RNA polymerase II; cell differentiation. Gene Ontology annotation, molecular function: zinc ion binding; RNA polymerase II cis-regulatory region sequence-specific DNA binding; nuclear receptor activity.
UGCAUCCUACCUACAUAUGGCACAGAGAGUACCUGAAUUUCACAUGCACGAGACCUAGAAAACAAGGUUCCAAGAACAAAACUAAUUCCUGAAGUUCCUGAGAGCACAAGGGAAGUAGGGUCAGAGUGGAGGCUUUGGGGAGAGGCACCUGACACCAGAUUUUGUGGCCUGCACGUGACAUUCUGCCUAAAAGAAACAGGAGACCAUGACAGGCGUGCUAACACUUGAGACCAUGGCCAGUGGAGAGGCAUGCGGGCCAAGGAACUGUGUGGUGUGUGGAGACCGAGCCACGGGCUAUCAUUUCCAUGCCCUGACGUGUGAGGGCUGCAAAGGCUUCUUCAGGAGAACAGUCAGCAAAACCAUUGGUCCCAUCUGUCCCUUCUCUGGAAGCUGUGAGGUCAGCAAAGCCCAGAGACGCCACUGUCCAGCCUGCAGGUUGCAGAAGUGUCUAAACGUUGGCAUGAGGAAAGACAUGAUACUGUCAGCAGAAGCCUUGGCGUUGCGGCGAGCCAGGCAGGCACAGCGGCGCGCACAGAAGGCGUCCUUGCAAAUGAGUCAGGAGCAGAAAGAGCUGGUCCAGACCCUCCUGGGGGCCCAUACUCGCCACGUGGUCCCCAUGUUUGACCAGUUUGUGAAGUUCAGGCCUCCAGCUUACCUGUUCGUCCAUCACCGGCCCUUCCCUCCUCUGGUCCCCGUGAGGCCUCUGCUCACACACUUUGCAGAUAUUAACACGUUCAUGGUGCAGCAGAUUAUCAAGUUCACCAAGGACCUGCCCCUUUUCCGGUCCCUACCCAUGGAGGACCAGAUCUCCCUUCUCAAGGGAGCAGCUGUGGAAAUACUGCAUAUCUCACUCAACGCUACUUUCUGUCUUCAAACACAGAAUUUCUUCUGUGGGCCUCUUUGCUACAAAAUGGAGGAUGCGGCCUAUGUAGGGUUCCAGGGGGAGUUUUUGGACUUGACCCUUCGCUUCCAUGAGACAUUGAAACGACUGCAGCUCCAGGAAGCUGAGUACGUGCUCAUGGCUGCCAUGGCCCUCUUCUCUCCAGACAGGCCUGGAGUGACCCAGAGAGACCAGAUUGAUCAGCGGCAAGAGGAGAUGGCACUGAUCUUGAACAACUACAUUAUGGAACAGCAGUCAAGGCCCCAAAGUCGGUUUCUGUACCCAAAGCUGAUGGGCCUGCUGGCUGAGCUCCGGAGCAUCAACAAUGCAUACUCAUAUGAAAUCCAGCGCAUCCAGGGACUGUCUGCUAUGAUGCCACUGCUCGGGGAAAUCUGUAGCUGAGGCCCAGGCUUGCCUCCUGCCCCAGACUCCCCCGACAUUGGACCGGAAAGGGGAAAUGGCUGGUACCCAAGAUGGGGACCAGCUUAAAGGAGCUCCGUGACAGCAAUGAAACACUGAACAGUAA